GCGCCUGCGAAGAGCCUCGGUAAAAGUGGUGCUGAAGAGCCUGGCGCUGAAGAGGGCCGCGGUGCUGCAGGAGGUGGCCCGGGAGCUGCUGAGGAACAUGUAUGUGGCUGCGGGGUACGUGGUGGACGCUGCCCCGAGCCCCGUCUGCCCGGUGGUUUGCGUGGAGGUCCUCGCUCUAGAUCCCCCCGCAGAGGAAGCCGGCCUCGUCACCGCCAAGACGAGCAUCCACGUGAAAGAAGUAGUCACCCUAGAGCGGCAUCGGCUUUCCUCACAGGCCGCCCAAAAGGUUUGCGUGGCAGGGCUGGACGACGUGAGCAGGUCACUGAAAGAAAUCGUGGAUUGGCCUUUGCGUUUCCCCCAGACCUUCCAGAAGCUGGGCUUUUCGGCCCCCCCUGGCGUGCUGCUGGUGGGCCCUCCCGGGGUGGGCAAGACUCUUCUGGUGAAGGCCCUUGCCAGGGAAGUGGGCGCCUGUCUGCUCUGCAUCAGUGGCCCGGCUGUUUGCGGCUCCAGGCCCGGAGAAAGCGAAGAGAAUUUGCGAGCAGUUUUUGAACAAGGCAGACAGAUGUCACGUGAAGGGCCGACCCUUCUCUUCAUCGACGAGAUUGACUCUUUGUGCCCAAGACGAGGAAGUGCGAACAGUGCUCCUGAAAAUCGUGUUGUCGCUCAGUUGCUAACGCUUAUGGAUGGCAUAGGUGGGGAAAAUAAGAUGGUCAUUAUGGCAGCAACAAAUAGGCCUGAUGCUGUAGAUCCAGCACUGAGGAGACCUGGCAGAUUUGACCGAGAGGUUAUCAUUGGGACGCCAACACUUAAGCAGAGAAGGUCUAUCCUACAGUUGAUUACUUCUAACAUGCCUGUCUCUACUGAUGUUGAUUUGCUUAACCUGGCAGAAAUAACGACUGGAUAUGUUGGAGCUGACCUUACAGCACUCUGCAGAGAGGCUGCCAUGCAGGCUGUCUUCCGCUGCUCUCAGAUGGAUUUGGAUCAGAUUUGGAUUAAUACAGCAGAUUUCUGUGAAGCUUUCCGAAAGAUUCAACCAUCCUCCUUUCGAAGUGGUAUUGGACUAACAGACUUCAGACCUGUUACCUGGGAACAAAUCGGCGGUCUUGAGGAUGUGAAAUUGAAGUUAAAACAGAGCAUAGAGUGGCCUAUGAAGUUCCCUCAGGCUUUUGUUAGGAUGGGACUGUCUCAUCCAAAGGGUAUCCUCCUUUAUGGGCCAUCAGGAUGUGGCAAAACCACACUGGUAAAGGCUGUGGCCACAAGCUGCCAUUGUUCCUUUCUUUCUGUGAGUGGCGCUGACCUUUUUUCACCUUACGUUGGAGACUCAGAGAAGAUUUUGGCCCAGGUUUUUCGCCAAGCAAGAGCAAAUGCUCCAGCAGUAGUAUUCCUGGAUGAGAUUGAUUCUAUCUUAGGAUCUCGGUCACUCUGCAAAUCUGGACAUGGUGUCCCAGAGAGGGUUCUUUCUGCCCUUCUCAAUGAAUUAGAUGGUGUUGGCCUGAAAGUCACAGAGAGAAGAGGAAGUUAUAAACAGCUCGAGGGUGAAUGUCAAGAGCAAAAUGAAAAAGAGCAAGAGCUAGAGUUUCAAGAAGUUUUGAACACAGAUGUUAUGAUAGUUGCUGCAACGAAUAGACCAGACAUGUUGGAUGAUGCCUUGUUGCGCCCUGGAAGGUUAGACAAAAUGAUCUAUAUUCCACCACCAGAUCAGAAGGGAAGGCUUUCUGUUUUCAAAAUCUGCACUGAAAAAACUCCACUGGCUUCAGAUGUGUCAUUAGAAGACUUGGCAGUCCAAACUAAACUUUUCUCUGGAGCUGAUAUUGGAAAUCUCUGCAAGGAGGCUGGCUUGUUGGCAUUACAAGAGAAUGGACUUGAAGCAACCGAAGUGAAACACGAGCACUUCAUAAAAUCACUGAAGAUUGUAAAACCAUCAUUAACCCUCAAAGAUUUAGAUUUUUAUGGAAAAUUUUAUAAACAGGAGUUACCAGCUUAAAUCAAAAACACUGGAUAUAACAAAAGAAUUUCUGGAAUAUGAAAUGCAUGUUUUAUAAAUGAAUGAUUUUGUAUGAAUUUUUUUUUUUAAUGAAAUUCAAAGGAAGAAAACUUUCUUAGGUUCAGUUUUCUUAGGUUCAGCAUUGUGAUGCAUGCAGAAAGGGUUUUAAAUGUCUGUUCUGCUUACUUUUUACUUUACAAAUUUAAGUUGUUUUCCUGACUUUAAGGAAUUGUUGAGGUCUUCACAUAUACUAUAUGUGGAAAACUGUUUAAAUGAAGGAAUAGGAACAUUAGCAAAGAUUUGUUUUACUUGGAAUCAGCAAACUUAUUUGAGAAGCAAUUUUUAUUCAGACUGUCUUAUCUCAAAUCCAGAUAACUACUUGUACUGUGAUUCCGUCACAAUUUUACCCCCUCCCCAGUGGUCCAUAGAUUGUGUAGGGGGAAAAUUAACCUUUCAGGCCAUACUUACCCUGCAUUAAGGAAGUGAACAUAGACACAAACUUCAUUUUCUUUUGCCGUUUACCUUUUCCACAAAGGUAUGUGUAAUUCAUCACUUAAAAUCUGAAUUUUUCCCAAUGGACUGAUGCUUACAUUAAACCCGACCUUUGUAUUCCUUGCUUUUUAUAUUGUAUUUUUAUAUUGUUUAUAUAUAAUACCACUUUUAUUUUUGAAAGACUUGCUUUAUAUUUUAACAUUUUUUUUGUAUUAUAUCUUAAGUUAACUCAUGUCUUAUUACCAAACAGUUUGUUUCUAGUUUCCUUCUUGACAUCUUUUAUUGAUAGGAAAUAAACAAGUGGAAUACUUGCUUAAUAUUUGGAUACCUUUAUACAAUAGCUACCACAAACUAUUCCCUGUCCCAGGUCCCUUUGAUCCAUAAUCUAGUCUGAAAUGUGUAAGCCUUUCAUAAACGAAGUAGUCUUUUUCUAGUACUAAAGGACUAUCCUUUAUGACGGGCUCUUUCUUAGGCUAUGGCUUGUCUUGAAAACAUAUAGAAGUACCUCUUAGAGUAAUCCUCUAGAACUUAGUAAAUUUUCCAAAUGGAGUGAGAGUGGGCAGCCACAGCCUCACUUUUGCUUGGUGCAUUACAUCGUCCUCUCCUACGAAGACUGCUUUCUUGUUGACAGCUUCUAAAUUCAAGCCAUUCAUCAAAACAAGGUGAAAUUAAUAGGUGUAUUGAUCAAUACCUGCGGAGGUUAAAUAGGCGGUUCAAUAAAGAGAAACCAUGGGUGUUUGAUAUCUGAACUAAUUUACUUUCAGCCCUUGAGCAAUUCACCCAUAUCAUCUGCAAAGGUUACUAUGCAAAAAAUCUGGUCUUCAGGUGGCCUGUGCCCCACUCCCUGUCCUAUUCUGGCCCCUGGCGUGCUACUUGCUGUCCUCUGAGGAAGUAGAGCAAGGAUUGAUCCAUACACCUGACCUUGUCAGGCAUUGCUGCUUUGGAGUGGAGAUGCACGUACCCGUGCCCAGGUAGCACUCUGCACUGGGUUGCCCUACCAGGACCAGCGGGGAGGGUGCUCAGAUUGGCCAUGUAGUCCCUCCUGGCUGCAGGGGGUAACUAGGGAAAACCAGCAGCCAAGUAAGACUGCCCCCCCUUCUUCCUUCUUGCUACUUCCCCAUAGCACCAGGCCCAGCUGAGAAACACUCAGCCUUUGCCUCUACCUACAGCCAGCGAGAAGAGUCCCUGAAGGGUAACAGGGAGGGGGCACCUGAGCUGAGCAGGGCCGCCCAAAGGGUUUAUGGGCCCUGGGGCAGGUGUGAUGUUGGGGGCACCACCACUGCCCCCUACAAGGACCCAUGUGUGUGUAUACAAAGCUGGGGUGCAAGAAUUUUUGUGUGCACACAUUAUGUGAGAAGUCUCAUGUGCGGCUGCUCCUUCCCUUGCCCUGGGAAGCGGCAACAAGCGGGCUUUCCCCACUUGUUCCUGGGGCAAGAAGGGCUAGGUAGAGAGAAUUUACCUUGGAGACAGAUUACUAAAGCAAAAUGACAUUAACAGUUUGCAAGUGAAACACUUAUUAAACUUAUGCUAUAAAGUUAGGAACUUAAGAACAAAAUGAAAAGAGGAAAGUUUAAAGUAAAGUAUUUCUUUCUUGCCUUCAUGGAUGCCAAGUCAUCAAUCACAUCAUCAAAAUUUAUUUAUUAUAAUUUAUUUGCUUUGCAAGUACAUGCUCCACUGACAGCAUGAUCAAAUGGUUCAGCCUGUCUUCCCCAAUCACUGACUGCAGGUAGUUCUUAAUAAUCUUAAGCUUACUAAAAGUGCGUUCCCUGGAUGCAACAGACUGGCAAGGCAAUGAGCAUUCUCAAGCAAAUGCAUAUCUGAGAGAACACAGAUUUUACACCUGUGCCAUAAAUCCAGUUGAGAAGCUCAAGUGCAAUGCCCAUGGCUCCUCCAGAAGCGCACAAUAGGGGUGUCCAAAGCAGGCCUUAUUUGAUUCAGAUUUAGCCUGAAUCAG
Messenger RNA from Alligator sinensis (Chinese alligator), 4430 nucleotides. RefSeq names its product spermatogenesis associated 5 like 1 (gene AFG2B). The record is from RefSeq and is a predicted model, not a curated record. The transcript has 8 exons. Gene Ontology annotation, molecular function: ATP hydrolysis activity; ATP binding. Lineage: Eukaryota; Metazoa; Chordata; Crocodylia; Alligatoridae. The coding region runs from base 98 to 1984 and encodes 628 amino acids.